Molecule: messenger RNA, 2895 nt
Organism: Striga asiatica
Lineage: Eukaryota; Viridiplantae; Streptophyta; Magnoliopsida; Lamiales; Orobanchaceae
Source: the annotation of a GenBank genome assembly
AUGCCAGAAAUUCGACCUCACGCAAACCCACACCUAACCAGCCAUUUUCUCUCUGCAUUGCCAUUUUGCCGUAAAAUACGAGACUUGAAGGCCUUAAACUCCCUCCUAAUAGUUCAUGGACUGAUCAGACACGGGACCGCCGUUAAAAGCUUCAUCAACCACUGCUGUCAUCUGGGUUUUCCAGAUUUAGCUCUCCUCACUUUCAAAUCAAUCGAAAAACCAAAUCUUUACACUCAGAAUUUACUCCUCAGGAGCUUGUCUGAUAAUGGGCUGCCCGAAGAUGUGUUCUCUGUCUAUGAGAAAUGCCGGGUUUCCGGACUUUAUUCAGAUAAUUACACGUACCCUUUUGUUAUCAAGGCUUGUGCCGCUUUACGUGAUGUCUGGUCUGGCAAUAUGGUGCAUUGCGUUGUCUUCAAGAAUGGGUUUGGAGAAAAUCUGGUCGUUCAGACCGCGCUUUUGGACUUCUACUCGAAAAUUGGGCAAAUGGCUAAUGCCCGCAAGGUGAUCAACGAAAUGACACAACCGGAUUUAGUCGCUUGGAACGCGUUGAUUUCAGGGUACUCUUUAAAUGGGCUUGAUUAUGAGGUGGUUAAGGUUUUUCGGGAUAUGCUUGCAGCGGGCUUGAAGCCUAAUGCCAGCACGUUGGCGAGUGUUUUUCCCAUGUGCUCUCGUGUUGGAGUUCAUGGGUUUAGUGUUUGUCUUCAUGGUUUGGCCUGUAAACUUGGGGUAAAUGAGGAUGAGUCUUUGGUGCCCGCUUUGAUUUCCGUUUACGCUAAUUGUGGGGAUUUGUCGGCAGCUAGAGGGAUUUUUGAUGCGUGGACUGGCGAAAAUGCUGCCAUUUGGAAUGCCGUAAUAUCUGCUUAUACGCGAAACCAAAAACCGGAAAAUGCUUUUGCACUGUUUAAAACGAUGCUAAUGGAUGAAGUAAACCCGAAUAUGGUGACUUUUGUGUCUCUUUUCCCCUCAUCCGAGAAUCUUGAUAGCAUCUCAUAUGUCGAGUCCUUGCAUGCUUGUGUAGUGAAAUAUGGAUUUGAGAGACAAGUCUCUGUUGUCACGGCUCUUCUUUCUGUGUACGCCAAGCUUGGAAAUGUGAAUUCGGCCGAGUUCCUUUUUCGUGAAAUAUACGUGAAGAACACCUUAAUUUGGAACUCAAUGGUCUCAGCAUACGCUGGUCAUGGCCUUUGGCAGCAGAGCCUGAAUGCAUUUCGUCUCAUGCAAAAGGAUGGUUUUAAUCCGGAUCAAAUCUCGAUUAUUAGUCUCCUUUCUUCAUGUUCAGGAUUGAAAGCCAGUCUGCUGGGAAAGUCCGCGCAUGGUUUUAGUAUCAAAAGAAAGUUCGAUUUGAAUCUCAAUGUGAUAAACGCAUUGUUGUCAUUUUACUGCGAAUGCCGUGAGUUGGCCUAUUCUUUCAGGAUAUUUGAUAGAAUGGAUUUUAAAAAUAUUAUUUCAUGGAAUACAAUUAUUUCCGGAUGUGUAGAUAAUGAAGAAUUCGAGCGGGCAAUGAUCUUGUUCUAUGAGAUGAGGCAAAAAGGUGUUGACUUUGACUCUGUUACCCUGAUAAGUAUCCUUCCAUCUUGCCAUGAGUGUGAAGAAAAUCCAUUUCUUGGUUCGUCUAUUCAUUGCUUGUCUGUCAAAACUGCUCUUUCUUCUGAUAUAUCAUUAGCUAAUGCUCUCGUUAGCAUGUACGUAAACUGUGGAGAGAUUGAUUCAGCGAGGUUACUAUUUGACGACAUGCCUGAAAAGAGUGUAGUUUCUUGGAAUGCCAUUUUAACCGGCUACCGUCAGCAUAACCUGCAGAAGGAUACCAUUGAUCUGUUCAGUGACAUGAUAAGAGAUAACCAAAAGCCAAAUUACGUAACUUUACUAAAUGUGUUACCCGAAUGCAACACCCUUCGUGAAGGUAAAUCCGUGCACGCAUAUAUCAUUAAGAAUGUGGUCCCACUCGAAACUCCUCUUCUCACGUCACUCAUCGUCAUGUACGCGAGAUACGAAAUUCUAGAGUCGUGCGUGAAAUUAUUCCACGUUGGAGAUAAGACGAGUAUUUCCCUGUGGAAUACGGUUAUAUCUGCUCAUCUACUUUCGAAAAACAGUACCAUGGCAUUUGUUUACUUUCGUGAGAUGAUUCGAAAUAAAGUAGAGCCAGAUUUUAUCACAGCACUCAACCUCAUUUCGGCUUGCGUCCAAAUCAAUAACUCGCGUAUAGCAAAGGCUGUCUCGGCUUUUCUUGUGAAAAGUGGAUUUGAGAGAGACGUGGCCGUUAGCAAUGCAUUGAUCGAUAUGUACGCAAAAUGUGGUGACAUUUUCACCGCACGAAUGGUGUUUGACGAAUUGCCUCAAAAGGACACCAUUUCUUGGAGUGUGAUGAUAAACGGGUACGGAUUGCAUGGGGAUGGUGCAUCUGCUUUGUCUGUGUACUCGCAAAUGAGGUCUCUUGGUUUGAGACCAGAUAAAGUUACCUACAUUAGUGUUUUAUCGGUUUGUAGUCGUGCGGGUUAUGUCGAACAAGGAAAAAUGGUUUUCGAGACUAUGUUGAGCGAAAAGUUAGUGUUGGGGUUCGAGCACUAUGCUUGCAUAGUUGAUCUUCUUAGUCGGACGGGACACUUGAAUGAGGCGUAUGAGAUUGUGAAGAAUUUGCCCGAUAGGCAUUCGGCUAACCUCGUUGGGUCGUUAAUGGGUGCUUGCUUGAGUCAUGGGGAUUAUGGGCUCGGAGAGGAAAUAGGUAGGUGGGCUUUGGAUACAAGCCCGAGAGAUUGUGGGCCGUAUGUCGUUCUGCACAAUAUCUAUGCAGCAGGAGGGAAAUGGGUUGAUGCAAAGAAUGUUAGGGUGGCCAUGGAACAAAGUCAGUGUAAAAAGGAUCCUGGGAUUAGUCUUCUAGAUGGGAAAUAUGAACAUAUAUAA